Molecule: messenger RNA, 6169 nt
Organism: Cydia pomonella (codling moth)
Lineage: Eukaryota; Metazoa; Arthropoda; Insecta; Lepidoptera; Tortricidae
Product: phosphatidylcholine translocator ABCB4-like
Exons: 23
Coding region: 2306-6043 (1245 amino acids)
Biological process (GO): transmembrane transport
Cellular component (GO): membrane
Molecular function (GO): ATP hydrolysis activity; ATP binding; ABC-type transporter activity
Source: RefSeq, a predicted model, not a curated record
UAUAUGAUAUACAUUACCAUGCAAACUUCCAACGAAAAUUGGUUUGAACUAGAUCUAGUAAGUAGUUUUUUUUAAUACGUCAUAAAUGGUACGGAACCCUUCAUGGGCGAGUCCGACUCGCACUUGGCCGCUUUUUUUUAUUUCUGUUAAUUUCGAGGGUGCAUUCCUGAGCUUCAAUUAAGUAACUUUCUCAAAGACACGGGUAUUCUAAUGAACUCCAUUUCGGAGAUAAUCAAUAAUUUAUUUUUAUCUUAUAAGGUCCCUACGAGCGUAUACACUUGCGUUAGGGCCUGUUUACAUAUUGAUUAGUGUUUAGUACGAGUUAAUACAUUUGCUUCUAAACGUAAGUACUAUCUCGGACGAUCGAUGUUUGAAAUGUCAUUGAUAUGUUAUAGUUUUCAAUUGUUUGGUUGAGUUAAACAACGCUACCCCGCCCGUCCCGCCAGUGUUACAACAAGCUAUAUGCAACAUUUAAUUACUUUUUAUAAAAAAAAAUAAAAAGAAAAAUUAUUACUUCUGCCAAUUAGUUUCUUUAAACGUACUUACUCGUGCACCGAAGUUAACGGAAUAAUCAAUAAAAACACGGUGUAUAUGUAUACAGUUUUUGGCAAACCUCAAGUUCUCAGGGGGCCUACCGGGAAAAUCGAAAUUCGCAAAUUGCGGGGAUCUUUCUCUUUUACUCUCACUUACGCUUAGCAUUAGCACGCACUGCGGUUUUUUUCUUGCGGUUGCGGUCUGGCCGAAAACGCCGAACCGCGGAGGAACUCGCACUGCGGUUGCGUUUCCGCGGUUUUCACGUUCAGUAUGACAAUGGAUUUCCUCAGAGCCGUAGGUAUAUGUUGUGGCCUUAGUAUUAAUAAAAAUAAAAAAAUAGAAAACGUCUUCCCCAACAUAAGUACUGGGUGCAUCCUCUAACAAAGUUUGGCUUUCACAUUUUUGUCACUGUAUUGUUUUAUAGUUUUAUCGUACAGAGCUGGUCUUUUUGCCACUUCAUUAAUUAUGUGUUUGUUGUCUACCGGCAACGCUUCACUUUCGACCGGCAACGAACUUUCGGACUCCGACGACAUAAUACAGCGCACAACACACACCUCACUGCUCCGCUCUCUGAGCCGAACUGACGAAAAAACCGCUUUUUACGAACCGCAGUGGGGGCGCUGCCGUACAUGAAGUAUGGGAUACAUAAAAACGCGCGGUUGCAAACCGCGAAUCAAAAUGUAGCAAGUUGCGUUUUUAAAAUCAGUCACUGAAAUAAAUCGCAAGUGCGUGCGCUUAUAAAGAAUGCCGUACGUUACAUUUUUUGCGGUAGCGGAACCGCUUUUUAAAAACCGCAGUGCGUGCUAAGCCUAAGACGUAAUUAGAGUGAUUAGAGAUUUUCAAGUUUAGCCAAUUUUGUUUAUUUAUAAACAGUGUUGGUAAACAAAGUUUAUCAGAAAAUGUAUGGUACUCAUUACGAAACAUUGUUUAUAAACCUGGUUUAUAAACAAAAAUGUGUAAGUAGGUAUAGUCAAUACGUGGCUUUUGUUUGUACUAGUUCGAAAAGAGGUUGUACCUACUUAUCUAAAACAUUGAACUGCAGCUUGUUGCACUAAUUUGUCAAAUUAUGACAUUGACAUUCAUUCAUCCGUAAUUUAGACUUUAGUUGAAUAUGUAUAUAUCAUUUAGAUCCGUAGGAAAUGAGAAAUUAUCCUAUCUAAUUGUUCAAUUCGAUAAAAAAUUUGAACGUUCUAUCAUUUCAAAUUAAUUUGUGUGUAUAUUUAUUAAAGUUUUAUCUACGGUUUGGUACAUACAUUUUCACCACACCAGCUGGUAAAGGCACUCUUGAUAGUUCAAAUACGGAUGAGAAGUUGCAUUUUAUCCACAUGUGUGGCAAAGUAAUAUGAUUCAAAUUUUGAGUUGUUUCCUUAUGUUAGCUGGUAGAAUUGACUUUUAAAUGAUAAAUAUUUGAUAUUUAUUUGGAUUUGAUUUGGUUUCAUUUUAUUUGGUAUUAACUAGUUAGUAUUUUCCUCGCGUUGGUGUUGUGAAAAUAUUUGUGUUUCACUCGGUGGAAAAAUCUGUUUAACCCUCGUGUCUUGAAACCCUCGCACCGCUCGCUAUGCUCAGGGUUUAAUUUUGGAAUCUUUCGCUUGCUCAGGUAGCAAUAUUGGAACGAACGGUUAAACAACUACUUUCCCCUCUUGUAAAACAAAUAACUAUUUAUAUGCAUGCUUUAUUUAUGUUAAUGAUUACCUUACUACAUCAAGUUACAUGGCACUUCAGGAUUAAGUGAUUAUUUAGUACUGCGAUUGUACGACUACGUAUAAGUACUAUGGCCAAGGAUAAAAGAGCAGAAACGGGGCGAGUUCCUAACGUUUCAUAUUAUAAGUUGUAUAGGUUCGCAACAACAUCCGAUAGAAUAUUGAUAUGCAUGUCUACAAUUGGCAGCAUUGUAGCUGGACUUAUGUUGCCGUUUUCUAUUAUUGCGGUGGCUGGCAUCUUUAACGUAAUGGUUGAACACGAGAAGAAUAUUCUACAGUCCAAACCUAUUGACAACGCCAAGUUUUUGGAAGCCCUGCAUAAAUUUGGAAUUAAUUACUCACUGAUAGGUUUGACAGUGGUCGUUUCUUUGUACAUAGGCACGGCUUUUGUUGAGAUUGCUGCUAUAAAUCAGAUUUACCAAAUAAAACAAGCAUAUUUAAGAGCCGCAAUGCACCAGGAUAUGUCUUAUUUCGACCAGCAACAGACGGGGGAUUUCGCAUCGAAAAUGGCAGAUGAUAUUCUAAAAUUGGAAGAUGGCAUUGGUCUUAAGGUAUCGACCUUCGUAUACAAUAUAACGGGCUCGAUUAGCGCCUUCAUCAUGGCGUUCCUCAAGGGAUGGAAACUCACGCUUCUCUGCCUCAUAAUGGCUCCCGUAACAUUGGUCCUACUUAUGGUGUCUGGUAUGAUAGCAAGCCGAUUUGUUAAGAAAGAAGCAGUUGAGAGCGGUCGAGCAAGUGCCAUCGCCGAAGAAGUGAUCAGUUCAGUCCGCACGGUGUAUGCAUACAACGGGCAGGAAAAGGAAAUUGGGAGAUAUAAGGAGCCUCUUGCUAAAGCGCGACAGAUUCAUAUAAAGAAAGAUAUUUUCACGGGAUUAGCGAUGAGCUUCCUGACACUUGGAACGUUUUGCUCCUACGGCUUGUCAUUUUACUUUGGUACUUAUCUGAUGAUUAAGGAGCCUGAGUCAUAUAAUGCCAACAUUAUGUUCUCUGUAUUUUUCGGCGUUGUACAUGGUUUACAAUAUUGUGGAAUGGCGGGUGCCGUGGUAAACACUUUUGGGUCUGCCUGCGGCGCAGCUGCCCAAAUUUUCCGCCUUAUUGACAAUACGCCAAGUAUAAAUCCUUAUAAGGAGACGGGAGUAAAACCUUUGAGUUUCGAAGGCGAUGUAGAUCUCAAGAAUGUUAUGUUCAAUUAUCCUACAAGGCCGGACGUAAUGGUUCUCAAAAACAUUAAUCUAAGUAUAAAGCGAGGGCAGUCAGUAGCGCUCGUGGGGCACUCUGGUUGUGGAAAAUCCUCCAUUAUACAGCUUAUAACUAGAUUCUAUGAUGUCGACGCAGGCAGCGUGCGCGUGGACGGGCACGACGUGCGUGAGUUGUCAGUGCGGUGGCUGCGCGCGCAGAUUGGGCUGGUGGGGCAAGAACCUGUGCUGUUCAACACGACCGUCCGUGAAAACAUCCGCUACGGCCGCGAGGAUGCCUCGGAUGCUGACAUACGGGCAGCCGCGGAGCAGGCCAACGCGCAUCACUUCAUACUUAAAUUACCGAUGGGUUACGACACGCUCGUCGGAGAGCGCGGUGUCUCUGUGUCAGGAGGACAGAAGCAGCGCAUAGCCAUCGCCCGUGCUCUGGUGCGCAACCCCAGCAUUUUGCUUUUGGACGAGGCCACCAGCGCUCUUGACAUGGCUUCGGAAAUGGAGGUUCAACUUGCUUUAGAAAAAGCUGCAGAAGGACGAACAACCGUAAUUGUAGCUCACCGGUUAUCGACGGUCAGAAACGCGAACUUAAUUUGUGUGAUGAAGGACGGAGUCAUUGCUGAAGAAGGAACCCACGCGGAACUUGUCGCGAAAAAAGGGCUCUAUUAUGAUAUGGUGAAGCUUCAGGAGCCAGAUUUAAUUGAUGCUGGCUCUAGGCAUAAGGACAUCUCUAUAAGUGAACAUAAUAUUCCGGACAGUACACCAGCUAUAUCUCAAGAAGACGAGAAAGAAGUAAAACGCGUUGCGUUUCGAGAUGCUCUAGCGCUCAACGCGCCAGAGUGGAAAUUGAUAUUAGUUGGAUGUAUCUGCGGUUUUGUUGUGGGAUUCACAUUACCUCUAGCUGUUCUGGCUUUUGGUCAGUUAUUCGGGGUAAAUAGUCUACAUACUAUUGAAAUUCUAUUCAAUAGUAUAGAACUGAGGCUUAUAACUAUAUUAUUUUUAUGGUUACAGUCACUAUCAAAUCCAGACCCAUCCAUCAUGUUAAAACAAGUAUCUCAUAUAUCGUUGGCAUGUGUUGGAAUAGGUCUAGCAAUUGGAUCUUCGUACUUUAUACAAGCGGUGUGUUUUGGGCUGACGGGUGCACACCUCACGGAGCGCCUGCGGUUGAGCAUGUUUGCACAUAUGCUGCGCCAGGACAUCGCGUUUUUCGACGAGCGAGCUAAUUCUACGGGCGCACUGUGCGCAAGGUUGUCUGCUGAGGCGGCUCAUGUGCAAGGCGCAACAGGUCAUCGAAUCAGCACAUUAGUCCAAUGCAUAGGCACCGUGGUCUUAUCCCUGGGCAUGGCCUUGACAUUCGAAUGGCGAGUGGCUUUGGUGGCACUGGCAUUUGUGCCUCUCGUGCUACCCGUCUUUUACUACCAAAAUGUCAUCGCUACCAUUGUGGCUUCAAUGAAUGCUAAGGCUGUUGAGAGAAGUACUCAGAUAGCAGUAGACGCGUUGUCCAACAUCCGCACGGUAGCGGCUCUGGGACGCGAAGCCGCGUUUGUGCGGGAGUACCUAGCUCAGCUGGCUCUCACUCUGCAGCUCGCGAAGCGGGGAGCCCACCUCUUUGGCCUGGUCACUGGCCUGUCCCGAGCCAUGUUUAAUUGGAUGAACUCUGCAGCCCUUGUUUACGGCGGAUACCUAGUUGUAUACGAACGAUUAGCAUACGAGAAAAUUUUGAUCACAACGCAAUGCAUUCAAAUGGCAGCAGGGAUAGCGAACGAAGUGUUAUCGUACAUGCCUGACUUCCAGAAGGGAAUGUCGGCGGCGGCUCGAGUGCUGGAUCUGCUGCACAAGCAGCCGGCUAUCGUGGACCCUAAGGAUCCUGUCACUGGAUUUGUAGCUUCGGGUGAGAUAGAAUUCAAGGAAGUUGAGUUUUACUAUCCAAAUAGGCGUAACAUCAUGGUACUGCAGAAGCUCAACCUUGAGGCACCAAGUGGAAAAACAGUAGCUUUAGUCGGUCGAAGCGGGUGUGGCAAGAGCACAGUCAUACAGCUGUUACUAAGAUACUACGACCCUUGCGCGGGUACCGUGUCUUUGGAUGGCGUUCCGCUGCCCCGACUGCUGAUGAAGGACUUGCGUGCGAGCUUCGGGCUCGUAGCCCAAGAGCCAGUAUUGUUCGACCUAACGAUCGCAGAGAACAUCGCUUUCGGACAGAACGACCGAGUGGUGUCACGCGACGAAAUAAUUGAAGUUGCGAAACAGGCCAAUGUGCACAGUUUUGUCGUGACUUUGCCACAGGGCUACGACACCAACAUCGGCAAGAAAGGCACCCAGCUGUCCGGCGGGCAGAAGCAGCGGGUGGCGAUCGCGCGCGCGCUGCUCCGCAAGCCCAGGGUACUGCUGCUGGACGAGGCCACCAGCGCCCUCGACACGAAGAGCGAGAAGGUAGUACAAGAAGCCCUAGAGUCAGCUGCAGCGGGGCGCACGUGCAUCAUGAUCGCGCACCGCCUCAGCACCGUCCGCGACGCCGACCUCAUCUGCGUGCUGCAAGGCGGACGCAUCGCUGAGCGCGGCACGCACCAGCAGCUCAUGGACCGCCACCAACUGUACUAUGAGAUGCACACGAAGCAAUAGUUUCCUUGAUAUUUAUGAGCUGUAGUUAUCCAGUGCUAUGCUAACUAAUGCAGUGAGUUAAGAUUUGAAUGUUUAGAAGGUGGAUGGUACCUACGAGUAUGUAAAUUACAUAUUUAUUUAUUCAAA